Molecule: messenger RNA, 534 nt
Organism: Racocetra persica
Lineage: Eukaryota; Fungi; Glomeromycota; Glomeromycetes; Diversisporales; Gigasporaceae
Source: the annotation of a GenBank genome assembly
AACUAUGUUUGAAUCACUAUUGAAUGAUUACUUCGACCAUAACCCACAGAAGGAAUGGUCGGUUAUUAAUGCCUUGCGAUACAUAGAGCCAAAAACCGAAUUAUUAUCUUUAGAUACAAUCAAUAUUUUCAAGGAUGACAUGUAUUCGUUACUAUGUAGUUUAAGCGACAAAUGCUAUGUGCACGAGUUUGCCAAGAAAAAGGCGAGGAAAAUUCUGACAAAUUAUGAUAAGUCAUUCUUUUCAGCCGAUGUAAAACGUUUUAUUGAUGAAAUUGAACUAAAAAAUGAAAACAAGGCAUUUCACACAUCGAUAAAUCGAAGAGUUACAUCCGCAAGUACAUUAAGGGCACUGGAGGAGCAUCGUACGGAUAGAAUAGCAAUCGAAGAUUUGCGCAACGCAAUAAACACAUCAACCAUCGAAGAUCUUAGGGGAGAAAUAAUGGAAGAAGUCGAGAAUGAUCAAAUUGUUUCCGAAGCUGUACAAGAGUUGAGUGAUCUCGGUGCGCAAAGUUACGAUCAAGAAGAUCAAGACCU